UCAUGCAAAGUGCUGCGCGCGCUCCCGCGAGCUGCGCGCGCCGCUUGUCGGGAAGGGAGGCGCCAAAGAGGAAGAAUAUUCAACUUUACUGUGUGUGAAUGAAAACAAACCGUGACAAGUAUACUCGGAACAUCGGCGUCCGUCUAAUGACACCGUGACGAGCAGUUUAUCCUCCCGAGGGACUGAACACAUCGUUUCCUGUGUGGGACAAAGUUCGGAGACAUGGAGGCGGACAGUGUGAGCAUAUGGCCACGCAUGGAGCCCUUCUUACUGGGUGCCCUGCAGGUGGCUCCCACCUCCAAGCUCAGCCUGCACUACCUCCGGAAGAUGGCAGUCUAUGUCCAAACUCGGGAAGGCUGCUUUCCUGACCUGAGCUGGUCCAUGUGGCGGCAUAUCGCCUGUGGAAAGCUGCAGCUUCCAGAAGACCUGGCGUGGCUCUACUUUGAGACAUUCGACCUGCUUUUGGGUCACACUCCAGAGGAAAGGCUGGAGCGGGCAGAGUGCCUGUCCCAGUGCUCCUCCAAAAGCGAGUUGGACCAGCAAAGAAGUAAGUUGUCAGUGGACACGCUUCAGUUCCUCCUCUUCCUCUACAUCCAGCAGCUGAACCGCGUGUCUCUGCGGACGUCUCUGAUCGGUGAGGAGUGGCCCAGUCACCGAGCUCGCUCCCCCUCUCCAUCAGAGCGAGAGACCAAGGCCAGCUCUCAGAACAAGAAUUGGGACGAUCAGGCCCAUCUGUCGUUCGUUCAGAACCACUUGGCAGAUAUUUUGGAGCUGCUGGUAGAACCGGGGCAGUUGUCUCAGUCAGGACAGGCCAAAAGAGACUCUCAGAUCUCCCUGGAAGCCGUGCGGAGUUUAGGCCUCCUCCUGGAGGGCUCGGUUGGCCAUGGAAAAGGCAUCCAGCCCAUCCACAAGCUGUUGAUCAAAGGGCCGCUCCAAACACCGUCUGGCUACUCCAUGCUGAGCCGCUCCUUCCCUCUGCACAAACUCCUCUCAUGUCUCCAACAAAACCUCACCCUCAACCCGUUUGGGAUGACCGCCUGCCUCCGCUCGGGGAAGAAACUAGCCUGGGCCCAACAAGUGGAAGGAGCCAUGAAGAGAGCUAAGGUAGCCCGCAACACCCACAUGGCCCCAUCCGGCAGCAAGAUGGUGCUGAUGUCCCAGGUCAUCAAACAGACUCUGGCUAAAACAUCUGACAAGCUGACCGGCGCCAACAUCAAGAUCCACAGAUGUUCUGAUGCCUUCAUAUACCUCCUAUCUCCUCUCAGAUCCGUCAGUGUGGACAAAUGCCGUGACAGCACAGUGGUUCUGGGUCCAGUCCAGACCAGCGUCCACAUCCACAGCUGUCAGAACGUACGUGUGGUGUGUGUCGCCGGCAGGGUGUUGAUCGGCGCCUCCUCGCGCUGCACCGUCCACGCCCUGACCCCCACCUGCCCGCUGCUUCUGCCAGGAAACUCCGACUUAACCCUGGCUCCCUUCCACAUUUUCUACCCCUCCCUGGAGGACCACAUGGCCAGCGUGGGGCUCGCUGUGGUCCCCAAUGCCUGGGAUCAGCCCUUGGUUCUGGGAACCGAGGGCCUCGCCAGCCCCCCACUCAGCUCGCCCUCCAGCUCGGACAGCACCUGCUACCGCCUGCUGCCCCCCUCCGAGUUUCACACGCUGGCUGUGCCUUUCCAGAUGGAGGGCGACACGUGCGAGGUACCUGGCGGUCUGCCCCCUGCCUACCAGGCAGCACUGAGGGAAAAGCAGAAAAGGAUACACAACUGGCAGAAAACAGUGAUGGAGGCCCGACUGAACAAGGAGCAGAAGCAACAGUUUCAGGAGCUGGUGGAGCUAAAGUUCCACGAGUGGCUUUUGGAAACUGGCCACCGACAGGAACUGGACAGCCUGAUCCCAACCAUAGCCAACUCCCAGAAGAACUCGGACGGAGCGGCGACAGACUCCAGCCGGGCUAAAGACGCCAAACCUGUCCAGACGACUGCUGCUUAUUGAGCUCGUGACUCGCUGCUGUGUAGGGGCAUGUUUCUGACCUGAUCCAGAACACCGUACAGGCAGACUGCAUCCUUUGUGUGACGGGUUCUGGCUCGGGCAGUUGCUGCGCUGCAGGUUCAGGUGUGACCUGUUUUCAGGCUCAGAAAAGGCAGCUAAGUCCUCGACAUGAAAGAGCAGGCAAAGGAGUAGAUCGGCAUGCUGUAGAGCAACAUAGCAACAGGUUGCUGUUCUUGGAACAACACUUUUAAGGGGUAUGAAUACAAAAUGCACUGCAGAAAAUAUGCCAAGAUUUCAAUGGGCAUUUAGAGAAAAACGACUCCUGUUGUUUGGUCAAAGGACUGCUUAAAUUAGUUAAAGUAGAACAAGAGUUGUGAAGGUUUUUUUUUUUUUUUACCCAAG
Poecilia latipinna (sailfin molly) is the source of this 2388-nucleotide messenger RNA. RefSeq names its product TBCC domain containing 1 (gene tbccd1). The coding region runs from base 223 to 1989 and encodes 588 amino acids. Gene Ontology annotation, biological process: maintenance of Golgi location; maintenance of centrosome location. Lineage: Eukaryota; Metazoa; Chordata; Actinopteri; Cyprinodontiformes; Poeciliidae. The transcript is spliced from 9 exons. Gene Ontology annotation, cellular component: spindle pole centrosome. The record is from RefSeq and is a predicted model, not a curated record.